GUUCGAACUGUUUAUGUUUUAUUUUUGAAUCAAAGUCGUCUGUCCGGUAAUUAAAAUGAAUGACUUUAAAAAAGUUAAAGAACAGUAUAGUGAAAAAUUUAAGGGUUUUGGUGUUUAUACUGAAUGUAUGACUAGAGCUUUAUUUUACGGAGUAUCUUCCUUUGCCUUAACCUUUUCAGGUUUAUAUUUUUCACAAGCUCUAUUGAAAUCUCGGCUGCCUUACUCGCAGAAGUAUUUCUUAAUCCUACCAUCAGUUGUCAGCACUUGUGUUGCUUGGACAGUCACUUCACGGCGUGCCCAGAGAUGUCAGGAUGAGUGGAGAACUUCAGAACCUUUGUACACGCGAUUUCAAUAAUAAUUCAUUGAAAUUUAUAUUUCUAUCAUAAGAUUACAUGUAGAUAGUAUGGAAGCCAGUAGCUAGUUUUUAAAAAAAUAGGUUUUGAAUUGUUAUAUUUGUUUUAUUGAAGAAAUUUAUUUUAUCUUGAAAUAAUAGGGUUAAAUUUCAAUUUCGCGUUUUUGUUUAUUGAUCAUAAGUAUUGGAGAUUCUUUAAAUUUAUAUUAAAAUAGAAUUAUAUAUAAAAGAAGAUUUCUAGAUUUGCAAGAUUUGAUCAUUUAAGUUUUAAAUUAGAUGCAAAAAUAAAAAUAUUAUUAUAUCCAUUUUUGUAAUAUGUUAAUAAGGUGAGUUAAAUGAUUUUUACAUUUUUUUUUUUUUUUUAGAAAUUUUAUUUGCAGAAUGUUUUUUUCCUAGUAUAUAUUUUGUUUGUUGAAAUAAGUCAAACAAGUUGCCUGGUGUUUUAACUAAUUGUAAAAUUUAUUUCAUAUUUAAAGUUUUUUUUUUUUUAUGUAUUUUUAAAGUUUGUCUCAUUAUCCAUUAAAAAAAGUUAUCAUGGCUUUUUUUUUUGGAAUGAAUGAAACACAGUCUGCAAAACCAGUAGAAUCCUUAAAUUUAAUAUAGAUAAUACUAUAUCUUUCAAGUUCUGCUCUGCAGUUAUCUGCUUUUCCUUUAGAAAAUUUUGUUUUUAAAAGAUUUUGUUAUAAUUAAACAAUUCUUGUAUAUAAAAUAAUGAAUGAAUAAAUAAAUUAUUUCAA
Molecule: messenger RNA, 1089 nt
Organism: Argiope bruennichi
Lineage: Eukaryota; Metazoa; Arthropoda; Arachnida; Araneae; Araneidae
Product: transmembrane protein 141-like
Exons: 3
Coding region: 56-355 (99 amino acids)
Source: RefSeq, a predicted model, not a curated record